This is a messenger RNA of Ochotona princeps (American pika), 2901 nucleotides long. RefSeq names its product heat shock protein family A (Hsp70) member 13 (gene HSPA13). The coding region runs from base 361 to 1776 and encodes 471 amino acids. Gene Ontology annotation, molecular function: ATP hydrolysis activity; heat shock protein binding; misfolded protein binding. Gene Ontology annotation, cellular component: cytosol; nucleus; cytoplasm. The record is from RefSeq and is a predicted model, not a curated record. Gene Ontology annotation, biological process: protein refolding; cellular response to unfolded protein; vesicle-mediated transport. The transcript is spliced from 5 exons. Lineage: Eukaryota; Metazoa; Chordata; Mammalia; Lagomorpha; Ochotonidae.
GAAUGCCAAGCGGAGGACGGGGCUAAAGAGCGUGUGUUUUACCUCAGGUCGGUUCGCGGAGCUCCAGAUUUGAUUUUAAACGCGUUCUCCGGCUGGCGCUCCUCCUCCUCAGCCUGAAUGGUUUGGCAGUCCCUGCGUAGGAAAGCAGCUCAGUCGUCAUCGGCAGCUCUUGAAUGGCGAUUCUCCGCCUCGCGACUUUAUGGUAGUUGAAGUUCAAGACCUUGCGGGCGCUGUUGCUUCCCUGCCUGAGUGGGAGCAAGAGGACUACACUUCCCAGAGGCCUCCGAGGACUGCCAGUCGGUGAGGGGGCGGUGCCUCACGUCUGGUACAGUCAUCCCAAGCUGCUUUGGUGGGACUGUAAUGGCCGGAGAGAUGACGAUUUUAGGAUCAGCUGUUUUGACUCUGCUGUUGGCUGGCUAUUUGGCACAACAGUAUUUACCAUUGCCUACUCCUAAAGUGAUUGGCAUCGACCUUGGCACCACCUAUUGCUCUGUUGGGGUGUUUUUUCCUGGCACAGGAACAGUCAAGGUGAUUCCAGAUGAGAAUGGACACCUGAGCAUCCCCAGCAUGGUGUCCUUCACUGACAGUGACGUGUAUGUGGGCUAUGAAAGCCUCGAGUUGGCAGAUUCAAAUCCUCAGAACACAAUCUAUGAUGCCAAAAGGUUCAUAGGCAAGGUGUUUACACCAGAAGAGCUGGAGGCUGAAGUUGGCAGAUACCCAUUUAAGGUUUUAAACAAAAAUGGGAUGAUUGAAUUUUUGGUAACCAGUAAUGAGACCAUCGGUGUUACCCCUGAAUAUGUUGGCUCUCGCCUGUUGUUGAAAUUAAAGAAAAUGGCUGAAGAAUAUCUUGGAAUGCCAGUUGCCAAUGCAGUCAUUUCUGUACCAGCAGAAUUUGAUCUAAAACAGAGAAACUCUACAAUUGAAGCUGCUAACCUUGCAGGGCUGAAGAUCUUGAGGGUCAUCAAUGAGCCCACAGCAGCAGCCAUGGCCUAUGGCCUCCACAAGGUGGAGGUCUUCCAUGUCUUGGUGAUAGACUUGGGUGGAGGGACUCUGGAUGUGUCAUUACUGAAUAAACAAGGAGGGAUGUUUCUUACCCGAGCGAUGUCUGGAAACAAUAAACUUGGAGGACAGGACUUCAAUCAGAGAUUGCUUCAGUACUUAUAUACACAGAUCUAUCAAAAGUUUGGUUUCUACCCUUCUAAGAAAGAGGAAAUUCACAGAUUAAGACAAGCUGUGGAAAUGGUCAAAUUAAAUCUGACUCUUCAUCCGUCUGCUCAGAUAUCAGUGUUACUGACAGUGGAGGAACAGGACGGUAAAGAUCCCCAGGCCCCUGAGACUGAAGCACCAGGGGACAGAGGCUCCCCAGCAGGGGGACAGCAGCUCAACAGUGUGCCUGGACCUGGCCUUUCUGAAAAGGACAGUGGCAAAAGACAGGUUUUGUUUGAAGCAGAAAUAUCACGGAAGCUCUUUGAUAGCCUUAAUGAAGAUCUCUUCCAGAAAAUCCUCGUGCCCAUUCAGCAGGUGUUGAAAGAAGGACACCUGGAAAAGACUGAGAUCGAUGAGGUCGUUUUAGUUGGGGGCUCUACUCGUAUUCCACGGAUCCGCCAAGUCAUUCAGGAGUUUUUUGGAAAGGAUCCCAACACAUCCGUAGACCCUGACCUGGCAGUGGUGACCGGGGUGGCUAUCCAAGCAGGCAUUGACGGAGGCUCUUGGCCUCUGCAAGUCAGUGCUUUAGAAAUCCCCAAUAAGCAUUUACAAAAAACCAAUUUCAACUGAGUUGUGGAAAACAGGUGAUUGUUGUCGGAUAACCUCUUCCCUUUUAUCAGGCCACUGCCUCCAAAAGAGAAAGUCAUCUGUUUUCUCUCACAAAUUGACCUAGAAAGCUGCAUCUCAACAGAGAAAAGCUUCAUGUAGCAUUCUAUUGUAGGAUUAAAUGUGACCAGAUUGAUACUAUUUGAUUUUGGAGAGCUCCCAUUAUAUCAGAGAAUUCUAAAAUGAGAACUAAGAUAAAACCCUCUUAGGGGAGGAGUAUGGUUGGUGACUAUAUUUUCUGGGUUCAUGAAUUGACAACCAUAUGCACUUAACAUUAUAUUCUGUAAAUGUUAAAUAGUGCCAAUUAUAAUAAGAUUCCCAGCUCUUACUAGAUUGUAUUAGUAGGAGCUGGAAAUUUCUUUACUUGGUUAUUACAUCUAUCUUUGAAAUAUACUUGAAGGACAGUGUUGAUGUCAGGUAUUUAUCUAGGACAUAGCAGUGUUAUCAAGAUAAACUGCAAACAUCACCUUCAGUAAUUGCCAUGUUAUAUUUCAGUGACUUUCAUAACUAUAGUCCCAAAUGUGUCAUAUUUUCAUAAUCUGCACACUCCAAAUUUUUAAAGUUUAUCUAACUGAUUGGUUUAUUUUCUAAGAUGGCUUUAGGUUUAUCCAGGGAUUUCUAUUCCAUAUGGAAUACCCAAUUUAUUUUCUGGUACCUUCACCAACUGUAUGUCACUCUGCUUGAAUUUUCAUGAUUCUGUGUGAUGUUGGAAAACAACAGGAACUUAUUAAUUGCGUUUUAGGAUUAACAUUUUAAAAUAUGUUCAUGUUACAAUAAAGCCAUCAUUACUGUCUCACUUUUGUUACCCACCAUCUUUGCAAUUGUUAAAUAGCAUUAUUUACUCAUGUUUUAGGUUUCAUGUAUAUUUUCAAAAGCCCUAAGGAACACAGCAAUUAUUUGAGUCAUCAAAUGAUAUUUCUUCAAAUUUCGUGGACAUAUUCUCCCAUUAUUUUUAAUGACCAAAUGCACCUAAUUGUAUUAGUCUGAUUAUUAUUUUUCACUGUUAUUUGUACUUUUUUUUUAAUUGGCCACUUGAAGCCAGAAGAUGGUUGAGUAAGGAGAGAGAAUAUUUGUGAAUACUGAAGUAAG